GCUUGUGAGUUGAAGUCAGUCGCUGAGAUACUUUGUAAAAUGGCAGACGUGUUGUAAAGCUUGUCCUGUGUGUUUGUGUGUUAUUUUUCGUAUAACAGAAGUUUCGUGUGUCAGACACCGGAUAAUUGACCGUCGGCCACAGUUAGCAAGAUAUGAAUGUUGAUGUUAGGUGCUAGUGAAAUCAGUCCACGAUGGAGUCUCGUGACACGAGUGGGUCAACGGGGCAGUUGUCCAGUUCCGGAAGCACAGGGGGUGGAAUGCACCACUCGCAAUCCACGCCAGCAGGAGUAGACGGAGGGGCGCGGACGCCGCCAACAACGCCCAAGAAAGGAGGCAAAAUGCUUGCAAUCCGGGUGCAGAUGCUCGACGACACCAUAACCAUCUUCCAAGUGCAGGCUAAAGCCAUGGGUAGGGUGUUAUUCGAACAAGUCUGCAAGCAGCUACAUUUAUUAGAAGCAGAUUACUUUGGUUUGGAAUACCAGGACUUGGCUGGAACUAGGUAUUGGCUGGAUCUGCAGAAGCCAAUUUCCCGUCAGCUGGGAUUGUCCCUGGUGGAUCCUUUAUUGCAUUUCUGCGUGAAAUUCUAUACUCCAGAUCCUGGUCAGCUUGAAGAGGAGUAUACCAGGUACUUGUACUGUCUGCAAGUGAAGCGGGAUCUGUCGCAAGGUCUAAUGCAUUGCAACGAUAAUACCGCCGCCCUGAUGGCCAGCUACAUUGUUCAGGCAGAGUGCGGAGAUUACGUGUCUGAGGAUUAUCCGGACCACACGUACUUAUCCAGCUACAAAUUCGUUCCACAUCAAGAUCACGAGAUGGAAAGGAAAAUCAUGGAGAAUCACAAGAAGCAUGCCGGGCAAUCACCUGCCGAGGCCGACUUGAAUUUGCUUGAAACGGCGAGACGAUGCGAACUCUACGGUGUUAAAAUGCACCCAGCAAAAGAUCACGAAAAUGUUCCUUUAAAUUUGGCCGUUGCCCAUAUGGGCAUUGUUGUUUACCAGCAAAUCACGAAGAUCAAUACAUUCUCGUGGGCUAAAAUCAGGAAGCUUUCUUUUAAGAGGAAAAAGUUCCUUAUUAAAUUACACCCUGAGGGAUUCGGCUAUUAUAAAGAUACGGUUGAAUUUUUCUUCGAAGGACGAAACGAAUGCAAGAACUUUUGGAAGAAGUGCGUGGAGAAUCACGGUUUCUUUCGUUGUUCUUCUGUCAAAAAUGUUUCCAGACAUAAAACAAGGGUUUUAUCUAGAGGAAGCUCAUUUAGAUAUAGCGGAAAGACUCAGAAGCAAAUUGUAGAAUUCGUUCGCGAUAAUUAUGUGAAACGCCAGACCUUUCAGAGGUCAGCUUCAUUUCGCCAUUCUAGCGCGCAUUCAAGCGCCAACAACAUGCACACCAGCUCAGUCGGAAACAGCAUUUCCGCUCAUCCCCUGUUGCCCCUUGCUGACACCAACCUCAGCGUGGAAGUGUCCAAGCUCUCAGCGUCACUGGGAGCGAUGGGCGCGGGGUCGCAGGAACCAAUUUCUCCGACGACGAGGUCAGCUUGUCUCCCCCGCGUCACUCCUACGUCUUGGAGCUCGGCCCCAGACACCAGGCCUACCACACUACCUGCUCGGAUGACGAACUCGCCAUCACCUCCUCUGACGACGCAAUCGGGGUCUCCGGUAACUUCUGCGACUACGAGCCCUCAGCAUAUUCCUUACGAGAGCAACAACACGCACAGUUCUCCUGUGGCCGUCCACGCAGCCGUUCACAGGGCAGAUACAGAAAGCAACAUCACGAAGAACAACAUCGAGAACAACAAUUCAUUUUUCGCUUCGACACCGAACGCAAAGUUAGCUAAUGGCAACUUUAACGACACGAUGAAUGCGACUCAUGGUAGCUACAAUCCGUCCAAUGGAAAUUCUAGUCCGUUACGAAAUAUGGCCAAUGAGAAAUUGAUGAAUAGCUUAAAUGCGAACCAGACAACGAACGGGACCAACACGACGACAAUAAUUGCUGAAAUCGAAGGGGAGGUUAAGAAGAGACCUAGAUACACCUCAGAUAAGGCCUAUUACAUUGCCAAGGAAAUCCUCAUGACUGAAAUAACAUACAAGAAAGAUUUAGAUGUUAUAAAUGUGUGGUUUAGAGAAGAAGUUGGGAAAGAAGUCGAAGAAUGCUCAAUUCUGCUCUCAUUAAUAGCACCUCUCGCGCAAGCUCACGCCGUUUUGGUUAAAGAUUUGGAGCAACGUUUGUUAUCUUGGGAAGGACGAGGUGGUCCAAAAGCAGCUCCAGGUCGAAUUGCAGAUGUGCUCUUAGCGCAUUUACCACCGCUGUUACCAAUAUACGAGGAGUAUUUGGAUGGGCAUAUAGUGGUCUUGGAGAGACUAGAUAUAUCAUUUAAACAAAAUUCGCGUUUUGAGCAACUUUACCGCGAUUUUGAAACCCAAAAAGUUUGCUAUCUUCCAUUAACAACAUUCGUUCUGAAACCGCUUCAAAGGCUGCUACAUUAUCACACUUUGCUACAACGUCUAUUGAAGCAUUAUGGACCGACACAUCCGGAUCGUGCAGAUUGCUUGACAGCAAGUGAUACUCUUAAGGAUUUGAUACAACCGGUGGAAGAGACUCUUGCAAUUUCCGAAAACGUAGCAUCUUUAUGCGAACUACAAAGAGACAUCACGGGUUUUGAUAAUAUAGUUCAAACGGGCCGUCACUUUUUAAGGCACGGGUGUUUACUCAAACAUUCCAGAAAAGGAUACCAACAACGCAUGUUCUUCUUGUUUUCCGAUAUUUUAUUGUACACUUCAAGAUCACAGGCUACGUUACAGUUCAAAGUCCAUGGACACAUGCCACUUCGUGGCGUUAUGAUCGAAGAACCCGAAGGAGAAUUUGCUAAUUUCGGUUUAAUAAUAUAUGGAGGUAACAGGGCUUUAACCUUAGCAGCUAGUUCGGAAGAGGAAAAAGAAAAAUGGAAAGCUGACCUUCAAAUGGCGAUUCAGCAAGCUCGAGACAAGACAGACACCAAAGUCACUUAUUUGAGCUUGAAAAGUUGCAGUUCUUCGGAUGAAAUAAUUGACCAAUGCGGUAACGAUGUCAGCACUCAAACUAAGCCAGCAGCAUCACAAAGAUCGAAUACCACUGUACACGUCUGCUGGCACAGAAAUACGAGUAUAAGUAUGAAGGAUCAACUGAUUGCAUUUGACAAUCAACUAUCAGGUUAUCUUUUAAGGAAAUUCAAAAGCAGCAACGGCUGGCAAAAGUUGUGGGUGGUUUUCACAUCGUUCUGUUUGUUCUUCUACAAAGGAUGCACCGAUGAUUUUCCGUUGGCUUCUCUUCCUCUUCUCGGUUACACGGUUGGACCACCCUUACCUCAAGAUGCGAUUGGCAAAGAUUUCGUGUUCAAAUUGCAAUAUAAGAAUCACGUGUAUUUCUUCAGAGCCGAAUCCGAAUACACGUACCACCGUUGGUUGGAAGUGAUCGGAAGCGCAACGCAGAGUAAAAAUAAAAAGAAAAUUGUAGCAAACGAGAAUUCUAUUGAAACGUCUCCAGAGAAGUAGAGCACCGGUGGUCCAGGGAUAGCAACUAAUCAAAAUGGCUGUGCCAUUUACUUUGUAAAUACAGUUUGUAUUAAUUAAACAAAGGUUUAAUAAUCUAAGUAUUAAUUUGUGCAUUCAAACAAAAAAAAAACAACAAAAAAUAG
This is a messenger RNA of Nicrophorus vespilloides, 3664 nucleotides long. It is a transcript of the gene Cdep, whose product is annotated as FERM, RhoGEF and pleckstrin domain-containing protein 1. The record is from RefSeq and is a predicted model, not a curated record. Gene Ontology annotation, molecular function: guanyl-nucleotide exchange factor activity; cytoskeletal protein binding. The coding region runs from base 192 to 3521 and encodes 1109 amino acids. Gene Ontology annotation, cellular component: cytoskeleton. The transcript has 18 exons. Lineage: Eukaryota; Metazoa; Arthropoda; Insecta; Coleoptera; Silphidae.